Lemur catta (Ring-tailed lemur) is the source of this 1667-nucleotide messenger RNA. RefSeq names its product GTPase, IMAP family member 2 (gene GIMAP2). Lineage: Eukaryota; Metazoa; Chordata; Mammalia; Primates; Lemuridae. The coding region runs from base 348 to 1349 and encodes 333 amino acids. The transcript has 4 exons. The record is from RefSeq and is a predicted model, not a curated record. Gene Ontology annotation, cellular component: endoplasmic reticulum. Gene Ontology annotation, molecular function: GTP binding.
CUUUUUCUCUUCGAGCUGAGCUGGGAGAGUAACAGGUUUGAACGGGGAGCCAUCUGUUUCUCUUGACAGUAAAUCAGGCAAAGAGUUUCCUUAGCACUAAGCCAAUAAAAAGUGCUAACUAGGAAGAGUCUGGGCAUUAACAUGUGGUUCCAAGUUUGCUGUGCUGGUAGGCUUGCUCUGUGCCUGCCAGAUUUAAGCGAGAGAAACUGUCUGAUGCAAAUGAGCCGACGCUUUCCACUGCAUACGGAAAGUUACAGAUUGCAUACGGAUUGCAAGGGCUCCAUCACCAGUGCCUGCGGGGAAUGAGGAAAGUUCAAGUAACUGAUGGAUCAAAUGAGUGAACAGCAAUGGACCAAAAUGAAAGCAGCUGUUGCGGACCACAUACAAACAGCCAACAUGCCGUGAGAAUCAUUCUAGUCGGCAAAACAGGAACUGGCAAAAGUGCUACAGGGAACAGCAUCCUCAGGAAACAAGCCUUUGAGUCGAGGCUGGGUGCCCAGACCUUAACUAAGACUUGCAGUGAAGGUCGGGGAAGCUGGGGAGAGAGAGAGAUGGUCAUUAUUGACACACCAGGUAUAUUUUCUGAGAAGGACCGCUCCGAAGCUCUGUACAAAGAGGUGCAGAGGUGCUACUUACUGUCUGCACCAGGACCCCAUGUGCUGCUGCUUGUGACCCAGCUGGGCCGAUACACCAUCCAGGACCAGCAGGCUGUGCAGAGGAUGCAGGAGAUCUUUGGAGGAGAUGCCAUGAGACACACAAUUGUCCUCUUUACUCACAAGGAAGACCUCGCUGGUGGCUCCUUGAUGGAUUACAUCCAUGACUCAGACAACAAAGCCCUCUGCAAGCUGGUGGCAGCAUGUGGGGGGCGAGUCUGUGGCUUUAAUAACCGAGCUGUAGGGAGCAAUCGGAAUGACCAAGUGAAGGAGCUGAUGGACUUAAUUGAGGGCUUGAUGAUGGAGAGGAGGGGUGGCAACUAUACCAAUGGGCUGUACAGCCUCGCAAAAGGGUCAAAAUGUGGAUCUGUCAGUUCGGAGGAAAAAUUAAAGGAUUUCAGAGGGAAUCUUAUAGAGUACAUGGAAAUUCAGAGACGUCACACAACCAUGGCCAACGCAAAUUGCCUACAGAGAGUCCUAAUCAGAACACAACUGUGUAUUUUAUUUUGUAUUCAAUUGUAUGUCAACUUGCUAAUUCUGUUAUUUUGUAUAUUGCACAUCAUAUGCAAUUUGUUUUACUCCUUAUUCUUCAGCAUGUGCAAUUUGUGUUGUAGUUUACUGUGUAUUAUACCCAAAAGGUUAAUAAUAAUUUUGAGAAGGACCAUUACGCCAGAAUGCAGGCCUUCUAGAUUGUAGUUACAGCUAAGUAAUAAUUUACUUACUGUCAUUUACUGGUGAAUAACAGUGCCUUCCCUGUAAAAUGUGGUGCCUGAUGUCAUAUUUGAGAUUACGUGAAAUAUUUAAAUCUUAACAUAUUACACCAUUUAUUAAUGAACCAAAUUAUUUUAAAAGUUACCAUUUGCUUUGAAAUACAAUACUAAAACAUUUUGAUAACUGUAACGUAAAAUUUCUUCCUUUGCAAAUCUCUAAAGCCAGUUUUAUGUUCCUGAAAACAAUUUUUCUUCUUUAUAGUACUGAUAUUACUACUGAAUACUAUAAAAAUAUCAAUAAAAU